CCGCACCAUGCGGAGGCUGCGCGGAGCCCCGCCGGGGCUGCCACCGCUCCCGCUGCUCCUGCUGCUGAUACUCCUGCUGCUCCUGGCCGCGGGGCACGGCGCCGUCAUCACCGGGGCCUGUGACCGGGACCAGCAGUGCGGAGGAGGGAUGUGCUGUGCCGUCAGCGUCUGGAUGCGCAGCCUGAGGAUGUGCACCCCGAUGGGAAACCUGGGAGAUGAGUGCCAUCCCCUGAGUCACAGAGUGCCCUUCCCAGGGAGGAGGAUGCACCACACCUGCCCGUGCCUCCCGGGCCUGGGCUGCCUCCGCUCUCCCCACGGCAGGUUCAGGUGCUUACCAGCCUUCAGAAAAGAAGACGUCUUCUUCUAGCAGGAACUGUUCUGUGUUACAAAGAGCCUCUCAGUAUUUUUGUUCUCUCGUUAUUGUGACAAAAAAACCCCGGUACUUUCCAGGAGAAGCCCUUCAGCACACUUUCCUGCCUCACCAACAUCAGCUGGAGAUGAGACACUGCUGUGGUGGCCAAGGGACUCACAGGAAGAUGCUUUCAUUUUGGGGUACCCAAACAACACCUACUAGAGCAAAACUCCUCCUGGGGGGGGGGCUUGACCAUUCCUGAGUCAUUCUGUAACCCCAGAAUGAAAAAAAUCCAAGUUUAUUGCCAGUUUUGGAAAAAUUUGGCCACAUCUUUACACUUUGGAAUACCUGAAUUGAACUGAGAUUUGGAUAACUGCGUAGUGUGGAGCAAAUGACAAUUGCCAAAAGAACUGUCUUUACAUUGCAUUUGUACCUUUAUAAUUUAAUUUUAUUUGUAAGUUAGGCACACCUCUAGGGUCAAGGUUUAACCAAUAGAUAUAGUUUUUACACUUUUAAAAAGUGGCAGGUGGAACCAAAGCAUCUCAGUAUUCAGAGCAUUAAAAUAUUUUGUUUUUUAGUAUUCUAAGAUGAGAAGCUUUUGUUACUUGAAUUGCUGUAAAACUACCUGAUCAUCUCAAACUAUGUAUUAAGAUGUAGUUUACAUUAAAGAAAAAAGGAACCCUGAAGUUU
Catharus ustulatus (Swainson's thrush) is the source of this 1042-nucleotide messenger RNA. It is a transcript of the gene PROK2, whose product is annotated as prokineticin 2. The record is from RefSeq and is a predicted model, not a curated record. Lineage: Eukaryota; Metazoa; Chordata; Aves; Passeriformes; Turdidae.